Messenger RNA from Chelonoidis abingdonii (Abingdon island giant tortoise), 1328 nucleotides. It is a transcript of the gene RNF126, whose product is annotated as ring finger protein 126. NCBI's taxonomy places the organism in Eukaryota, Metazoa, Chordata, Testudines, Testudinidae. Gene Ontology annotation, molecular function: ubiquitin protein ligase activity. Gene Ontology annotation, cellular component: cytoplasm. Gene Ontology annotation, biological process: protein ubiquitination. The record is from RefSeq and is a predicted model, not a curated record.
AUGCUGAAAAUCCAGGCCCAGUUGAUUGAUGCUCAAGAAGCUAGUUGUUUCAGAGGUCCAAAUCAGGAUUAUAUUUGCCCAACGUGUGAAUCUGGUUUUAUUGAAGAACUUCCGGAGGAGCCCAGGAAUGCUGAGAAUGGUUCCAACUCUUCCGCAUCGACCAGCGAUCAGAGCAGGCAUCCAUUCGAGAACGUGGAUCAACACUUAUUUACCUUGCCGCAGGGCUAUGGCCAGUUCGCCUUUGGGAUUUUUGAUGACAGCUUUGAGUUUCCUGCCUUUGGGUCCAGUGGCCAAUCUGAAGACAACAGGGACUCCGAGAACCGGCGGGAGAGAGAACAUCAGUCUCGGCACAGAUAUGGCGCAAGGCAGCCCCGAGCCCGUCUCACUGCGCGGCGUGCCACUGGCAGGCACGAGGGAGUCCCAACGCUGGAAGGAAUUAUACAGCAGCUGGUUAACGGCAUUAUUGCACCUACAACGAUACCAAACCUAGGACUCGGCCCUUGGGGAGUCUUGCAUUCGAAUCCAAUGGACUAUGCCUGGGGUGCCAAUGGCUUGGAUGCAAUUAUUACACAGUUAUUAAAUCAAUUUGAAAACACUGGCCCCCCUCCAGCAGACAAAGAAAAGAUCCAAGCGCUCCCCACCGUUCAGAUAACAGAGGAACACGUAGGUUCCGGGCUCGAGUGUCCUGUAUGUAAAGAGGAUUACACACUCGGUGAAAACGUCCGGCAAUUACCCUGCAAUCAUCUAUUCCACAAUGGCUGUAUAGUCCCUUGGCUGGAACAGCACGACACGUGCCCCGUGUGCCGGAAAAGUUUAAGUGGACAAAACACAGCCACGAAUCCCCCAGGACUCACAGGGAUGAAUUUCUCCUCCUCCUCGUCUUCCUCUUCCUCCAGCUCACCAAGUAAUGAAAACUCGUCAAACAACUCAUGAAUCCUAGCCCAGCCCCUGUCCCGCGUUCCCUGUCCAUAGCCCUUCCUCCCUAGCCAACAUAAGCAACUAAGGGCCUUCCGGAGCGGAGCAAUGGGGGGAACUGAAACCCAGAAAUUCCCUCACGAGGCCCCUGGUUCUUCAGAGACGAGACACCUCAGGCUCUCCAGUGAGGGGGGAAGUUCUCUGAAUUCAUCGUGUCGCCGCGUGGACUCUUAAAACUGCCAUGAAAGGCCAUUAAGCUUCACAAAUUGGAAACCCAAGGCGCUGAGCGAUUGGCUGCGACUCCAGCUGGGGGAAGGUGGUUUUGUAUGGUUUUGAGAUUCCGCUCUUUAUAGUGUGCCCCCCCUUCCCCCGGUCCUCCCUCCCUUAUGCUUUGAAGUUUUGAACCUUUAAAA